UCUCACAUCGUGCUACAUCUCACGUUAUCGAAAUCUUCAAAAAAUCAGUAUAAUGUACGACGUACGUGAUAAAACUGUAAUGAUCACUGGAGCAGCUGGCGGAUUAGGAUAUAAAUUCGUCGAGAUACUACUUCGUAAUGGUGCAAAAAGCAUUGCUAUGAUCGAUCUAUCAACAUCAAACGGCCAGAAUGCGGCGGCGACUUUGGAGAACGAAUUUGGGAAAGGUCGUGCUGUUUUCGUUGCCUGCGACGUGACAAAGGCUGAUGAUUUAAAAAAGACGUUCAAAAAGGUUAUCGACACAUUCAAAGGACUUGAUAUUCUUAUCAACAGUGCCGGUAUAUUUAACGAUAAUUAUUUGGAGAAAAUGAUCGAUCUUAAUAUUAAGGCACUAAUUCACACCUCUAUGAUGGCAUUCAACUAUAUGGGAAAGCAUAAAAGUGGUAAAGGCGGUGUAAUCGUAAACAUUGCAUCCGUAGCUGCAUUAGAUCCAGGUCACUUUUUUCCAAUAUACGGCGCUUCGAAAUAUGCCGUUCUGGGAUUCAGCCAAUCUCUGGCAAAUAUGUAUGACAAGACUGGAGUGCGAGUUAUUAUCAUGUGUCCAGGCCUUACAGCAACAACAUUAAUCAUAAACAUCAACAGUAAGAUUUGUGACUCUAUUCGCCCUAUAGUAACCAACGAGAUUGCUAGUGUGGAGAAUAUGCCGAAACAGACAUCUGAUAACGUGGCACUUGGGGUGUUAAAUCUGAUUCAGAACGGUAAAAACGGAGCGACUUGGCUCAGCGAAGGUGACCAACCGCCAUACGUCGUAAACUUUCCUCAUUAUUCCAAGCGAUGUACGCCUGUAUAA
Atta colombica is the source of this 847-nucleotide messenger RNA. RefSeq names its product 15-hydroxyprostaglandin dehydrogenase [NAD(+)]-like. Gene Ontology annotation, cellular component: cytoplasm. The transcript has 2 exons. Gene Ontology annotation, molecular function: oxidoreductase activity, acting on the CH-OH group of donors, NAD or NADP as acceptor. NCBI's taxonomy places the organism in Eukaryota, Metazoa, Arthropoda, Insecta, Hymenoptera, Formicidae. Bases 53 to 847 code for a protein of 264 amino acids. The record is from RefSeq and is a predicted model, not a curated record.